Molecule: messenger RNA, 3531 nt
Organism: Euleptes europaea (tarantolino)
Lineage: Eukaryota; Metazoa; Chordata; Lepidosauria; Squamata; Sphaerodactylidae
Product: pecanex-like protein 4
Exons: 10
Coding region: 1-3531 (1176 amino acids)
Cellular component (GO): membrane
Source: RefSeq, a predicted model, not a curated record
AUGGCCCCCGACGUGCCUCUGAUGGGCUACCACAAAAGAGCCUUCGUCUUGAGGCGGCUGGCACAGACUUUUUUGGGCGGCCCCCGGUUGAUGUUGGGGCAGAGCGCGCCCUCAUAUGUCUUUGUGCAUCAGAUUCUUCUCUUCCUGGUGCCCUGGGCGCUGGGAGGAGUGUGCAGUCUUCUCUAUCAAUUGGGCGUUCUGGAAGACUUUGAGACAGCCCUGCUUUCUGGAGCGCUCAUGCUCGCUGCCGCCACUGUUAUCCAGGGGACAUCUUUGGUGGAGAGACGGAGGAGGGCCUCAGCACAACGAGUGCCGAAGCACAAUCCCCUGAUGGACGAAGAAGUGUGGGAGUUUUCGAGCUGCCUGGGAUCAGAAACAGUGGCGUUCCUUAUUCCAGGGAAGAAGCAUAUCAUCUUCAACGUCAUCGGUCACUCGAUCAUCUCUGCGGUGCUGUGCAGUUCGGCGACUUGUUACCUGCUACCAAGCAGGCUCACUUCCCUGUUCCAUGGGAACAUCGGCGUUUGUGUGGCCAUCUUUGUGUUGGGGUGGCUGACGGUUUGCGUGGUGGAGUACGCCUUAAUUGUCAACACCCCACCAGAGACGGCUGCUUUUCAAGCAACGGACGACAAUGAAAUUAUGCCUCUGUUGAGACCAUCCUAUGUUUUCCUCUUCGUCGCAGUGGAUCUCGCUGACAGGUUCACUGCUGACGUACCUGACUUAAGGCUGGCAAACCAGAUUUUGCAUGUCGCGUUUCUGGUUUUGCCUCUUGUAUGGACGCUGGGGGUUCUGCCCCCUCUGGAUGCACUUUUCCUCUGGGGAAUGGAGCAGCUGUUGGAGAUCGGUCUUGGAGGUUCACCCAUGUCCAGCGACAUAAGGUUGCUGGGAAUGGUUCUCCUCUCCGUGGGAACAGCCUUUACAGCAUAUUUCAUCCCCAGCUCUCUUGGCUUAGUAGUCUUCAUGACGGGAUGCAGAUUUGCCUUGAGCCUCGACCUCACUCAGAUUGGGUUUGCCAUCAAGGACCUCGUGACCAGCUCUUUCACUAUUAAGCAGUUUAAGGAUCUGACGGCUUGGUGUUGCAGACAGUUUCGAUGGAGGGAGAUCCUUUUUCAUUUGAGCGUCUUCCUUUUGGCUCUCGUAGAAGCCAGCCUAUUGCACAGUGCGCAGGGAGAUCAGGCGUUCUCUACAACAAGCCUGCAGGCUGUGAUGAGCUACAUACUGGUGGGGCUGCUCCUCGGCACGUGGGUUCUCCAGGAGAUUCAGGCCAUUUACAUCUUUGGAAUCGUCCGGAAUCCAUUUUAUCCAACUGAUAUCACCAUUGUGAAUCGGUUUGCAGAGAAGAACAAAGGGUUCUCGAGAAUCGGGGCUUUCAGGAAGAUGUUAACAACUAUAGUGUCACCGUUGGCUAUGAUCGCCUUUCUCCUACUGGACGAUUCUCUGAAUCAUCUCCCAUCUGUGUCUGUCUCCAUCGGAUUGACAAGAAGCUUUCGAAUGGUAUGGCAAAAUACAGAGUGUGCCCUCGCAGAUAUGGUGCUGGUGUCGACGAUUCAGCUUCUGGUGUCGGAAACAGACCUCUGGUGGAACCGAAGCCUUGACACAGGAACCAGACUCUUACUGAUCGGCUUCAUCCGGAAUCGUCUCUUCCAAUUUCUCUCCAAACUGCGGUUUGCGGUAACCGUUCUCGUGACGUCGUGGACCGAGAGAAGACAGCGCCGGAAGUCCUCCUUGCCCCUGAUCGCCCUCAACGUUGCUUUCUUCCCAAUUCUCCUCAUCCUCAUAGCGCUCUCUGCCCUGCUGUCUUCCCCCUUGCUGCCCCUUUUCAGCCUCCCCAUCUUUCUUAUUGGUUUUCCCAGACCUGUCCGAAGCUGGCCAGGACCGGUGGGCAAGAACGCCUUUGUGUGUCCUGACACGGCAUAUUACCAGCAGAUGGUUCCCAGCUUAACUGCAGCGUUGCAGACCGCUUUCGCAUCUGGUAGCCUGGACCUGUGCUUACCUGGAUCGCAAUACCUGUGUCGGUUUCAGGACAGACUGGCGUGGAUCCAUGUCCUGGAGAGAGGCUACGCUUACUGCCGCGUGAACAUCAAGGGGUUAGAACUGGAGGAGACAUCCUGUCAAGCCAGUGAAGCUCGUCGGGUCGAUGACAUCUUUGAAGAAGCUUUCGAAUGCCGGCACCCUAGGAGACCCUCCAUCAACCGUCACGUGGGGAACAUCUUGUCAGCCUGCACAGUUCUGCCCAUCAAAGCCUAUUCGGAUGCCCGGAACAGCCUGGCCGGAAUAAUGGACUUGCAGGAGAAACGGGCCCAGCUGAAAGCAGACUUUGUCAGAGUCCUCUUAUGGGUACUGGUCCAGGAGAGCUACAAAAAGAUCAAAAUGCCGAAGACCAGUGGAGAAGCCCCUAGCCGAGAGUCUCUCCCAUUCACACACCCCGAAGUUUCGAUCGCGAUGAGCGUCCGUUCAUCCAGGUCUGGAAGUCUCCAUUUAGAGUCAAUGGAGGAGGAGACCAAUAAAAGCUACCUUCCUGAUUUGGAAUCCGGCAGGAGAACCCAACAAGGCCAGGGAAGUGUGCCCAGACUCUGCUCGUCGCUGCCAGACACGGCCUACAUCGAGGACGAAACAACAGAAGAGCGUGCUUUCAGCAGACUUUAUCAAUCCGUACUCUGUGCAUUACCAACAUUUGGCAUCGGCAAACAGGAACUGUCGUGCCCGCCCUCUGUUACAUUCAGAAGCAAGUAUUCGGAGCUUUUGGCCAUGUCGAGGCGAUGGAGGACGGCACCGGUGAUGAACGCCCAGCUGAAAGAACUGAAGGAAAGAUUUCCACAGGACUGGUUCCACUGCGUCCUGCGACAGCUUUAUUUCUCCCGCCUGAAAGAUUGCCAUUUCACUCUGCUUGGCGAUCUGUUGAAAGACCCUGCUUUGCGGGAAGUUUACAUCCAGGCAAUCUUACCUUGCUGGCUUGCGUUCUUCGGAUCUGACCAGACGCUUCCAUCUCCUGGCCAGAUCACGAAAAUGUUCAACGGUGACGUCCCCUGGUCGAUCCCGAUGUGUUGGCUCUCAGAACGGCAGGAACUGUUUCAGCUGGCACUGAAAGCAUUCAGAUACACCGUGAAGCUGGUGGUGGAUGAAGCCAGCCUGGGCCCCGUUGAAAGCUUUAAGAAGAUGCUGAGCUGGCUCGAAACCUAUGAAAACGACUGGUUUUUCGGGGCGGCAUCAGAACAGGAGUGGCAGCAGGCAGUCUUGAAGGAGAAGCCCUUUUUGUUUUCCUUGGGGUACGAUGCCGAGAAGGGCCUUUGCACCAGCCGCACGCUGACCCUUCAGGAGUUUCUGGUGCCCGUGGGGAAGCUCUCCGGCGAAGCCGUCCGAGGCCAGUGGGCCAACGCCUCCUGGGAAACGCUCUAUGCCACCAACGAGGAUGAGGAGCGCUUCAGCAUGCAAGCACACCCUGUCCUGCUGAGGAACCUGACGGUCCAAGCAGCAGACCCUCCGCCCGGCUCCCCCGUGUAUUCCUCCGAACCGCUUCAUGUGCCUUUCCUCUAG